AUGGCGACGCUGAGCGCUGUCUGGCCCACCGCGCCGGUGCGCGCAGCCGCCUCCAAGGCAGCGCCGACGGAGCCGCUUGGCACCCGGCGCGAGGCCACCGCCCACGUGUACACGCAGCUCUGCGCGUCCUUCCGGCGGCAGUGCUCGGGCCUUGCGCUCACGACCAGCAGCCAGUACCGCCUGAUGGCGCGACGGGUAGGCCUCGCGCUGCACUAUCGAUCCCUUCUUAAAUACGCGGCGCCGAGCUCCGUGUAUGAAACAGCGUUUGAUGAUAUUGCGUCGCGGUACAAGGCGCUGCAGGCACGUCUCGAGGCGGCGGCGACCGUCGACUGCUGGGACGCAGUGGACCUCCACGUCCAAGAGGCGAAAGCCAUGAGCGUGAGCCUCGUACAGGAACUUGAAAAGCUCUUGCGAUGCAUUCGCGCUGACACGGAGGCCUGUCUCGCGACUCGAUCGGUCAAGCGUCUCUUGCUCCACGAGCUGCCUACGUGCUUUCUCGGCGUCUUCUCCUACCUCAGCACUGGGGAUAUCGUGGCUUGCCACGCAGUGUGCACCGCAUGGCACCUCGUUUUAAGCUGUGAAGGGAUCCUCUCGUACGCAAUGAUGACACCUGCCACACGCUGGAGCUACUGGCGGCACUUUGCGCCGUCGGCAGCGUUGGACUACAGGACAUUUGUGCGACCCAGUGCGCACGACGAGUUGAUGGCCAAGGAGGUCGCACGCACGACGUUCUACCCGAAAGAGCUCUUGUACCCAACGACCAAGCCGCACGGCUACCUCUACCGGCUCGGGUCGACCGCGAACCUCUCGAGCUCGCCCUUGCUGCGCGAGCUCCACGCGAAGCUCAUGGAUAUCUUCCGCGCCUACGCGUGCUUUAGUCCGCACACGGGGUAUGGCCACGGGAUGACGCUCAUCGCGUCGUCGCUGCUCACGUGCCUGGGGUACGACACGAGCGCAACCUUUGUGACAUGGACGCUGCUCAUGGAACACCGGCUCAUGGGCAGCUUCUGGGACAGCGGCAGCCGGCGGUUUGGCCACGGACUCGAGUACCGGCUGCACGAGCUCACGUACUGCAUGUACCGGUACCUCCCGCAUCUCUCGCGCGUGCUGCAGAAACGUGGCAUCUCGACAGCGAUGUUUGCGACCAGCUGGAUCUUAUCGCUGUUUCUGAACGAGCGGUCGCUACCACCGGCGGUCUGCGCGCACAUCCUCGACGCAUUCAUUUCCGAAGGCUGGUGCAGCAUGUUUGCCUUGUACAUGGGGCUCUUCCUCCUCCACGACAUUCCGGCGUCGGACGACACAUCGACCGUACUGCGCAGUAUCUUGGCGCUGCCUCGCCACCUCGGCGAGUACGGCCUCGGGCGGUAUCGGUAUGCAGCCUACACGACGCUGUCACCACCGCUUGGUUCGCUCUUGGCGAUGUACGAGGCCGACGUGCCACCAACGUUGUAACCCUAUU
Messenger RNA from Saprolegnia parasitica CBS 223.65, 1459 nucleotides. RefSeq lists its product as hypothetical. Gene Ontology annotation, molecular function: protein binding; GTPase activator activity. The transcript has 4 exons. The record is from RefSeq and is a predicted model, not a curated record. Gene Ontology annotation, biological process: activation of GTPase activity. Lineage: Eukaryota; Oomycota; Saprolegniomycetes; Saprolegniales; Saprolegniaceae. Bases 1 to 1452 code for a protein of 483 amino acids.